AUGAUUCCCCGAUUUCUUCGGGGUGGCAGGGCGCGCAAGGAUCCUGCGAAAGAGAAAUCCAAGGAAUGGAACCCGGCGACGUUCUACAUCAUCAUGUUUACCCUGAUCGGGUCGCAAGCCAUUCGCAUGCUCACCUUGAAGAACGGCUAUGCGGCGUAUACUCGGACGACGGAUGCGAAGAUCGAACUUCUAGCGGAGAUUAUUGCACGAGUCAAGAAUGGAGAGAAGGUCGAUGUUGAGAAGUUACUGGGAACGGGCGAUGAGGCAAAGGAACGAGAGUGGGAUGAGGUGCUGCGCGAGAUUGAAGCCGAAGAUUCCCUAUGGCAUGAGAAGAAGACCGCCCAGACACAAGCAGAGAAGCGCCAGGAGCCCGAGAAAGAACAAAAGCAGCCCGCACAGUCUUCGGAAGGCAAAGGCACCGAUGAGGUUCCUAAGACAGAGCCGACACGAAAGCUUAGAUUCUAUUGA
This is a messenger RNA of Penicillium roqueforti, 468 nucleotides long. Its product is annotated as DUF5321 domain-containing protein. The transcript has 2 exons. Bases 1 to 468 code for a protein of 155 amino acids. Lineage: Eukaryota; Fungi; Ascomycota; Eurotiomycetes; Eurotiales; Aspergillaceae. The record is from RefSeq and is a predicted model, not a curated record.